Messenger RNA from Camelina sativa (false flax), 791 nucleotides. RefSeq names its product phylloplanin. NCBI's taxonomy places the organism in Eukaryota, Viridiplantae, Streptophyta, Magnoliopsida, Brassicales, Brassicaceae. The record is from RefSeq and is a predicted model, not a curated record.
AGACAGUAGUUUAUCACAUCCAAACACAAAGCAACACAAAAACAUAUUUGCUCUCUACUCUAUAGUUUCAUAUACAAUUGUCUAUAGUAAUCCAAAAAAAAGAUGGCAAUUAUCAAAAACAAACACGUUACCUUCUCAUUAGUCUUGUUGUGUCUCAUUGUGGUGUCUCCAAUGGCUAAGGCUCAGUUACUUAAUCUUGUCAAUGUCCCCCUUGUCACUGGGGUUCUAUCUUGCACUGUCAAUGGCGCCCCUCUCAAUGGCACUUCCACUCUGGCUUUCGUUAAUGCGAUCGUCCAGCUCCAGUGCGGAAGCCAAAACACAGUCGUAUCGGAAACGACUACUAACGUUGCCGGAAUAUUCAUGCUUUCUACAAACGCACUUUCGAUUCCCGCAAUCCUCAGCGGCUGCCGUCUCGUCGUCCCAACCCCUCGCGCCAGCUGCAACGCCACCCUCCCUUCCACCGGACAACUCGUAUCCCCGUUAAACCUCGUCGGCAGCCUCGUCUCUGGUAUCCUCAACAUAGCCCCUAUCGUCCCAGCUGGAUUUGUCCCCACAAAUUAACUAAUUCCAAACAUAAAGUACUAUAUACUUUAUGUUGGAAUACCGUGUAUUUCCCUUCUGUUUUGUGUUUUGUGUCAUGACCAUCGACGUUUGUUUGCGUAUGCAUGCAUCAAUAAGGUCAAGUUUAUGUCUCAGUCUUUAAAAUAAAAGCUCUUGUAACUUCUGUUUUCAGGUGUUGCAUGCAUAAUGCUGUAAUGAAAUGUAAUAAAUAUUUUCCGUUUUCUAUAUAA